AAUCAUCCGGUGAUCAGUGACAAACCUGUGCGAUUUCCUGUGACCGCAAGUCUUCUGGAAGGUAUAAGAACCCAAAGCACCCGUUGCCGAUGUUUGUAUGGAGCCAUCUACCACCGCCCAGGCAUUCGAUAUCUUAGUUGUGCGAUCAAGUAAGAUUGUCAACAUGAAAAUCCUUUUUCCUCUGAUUCUUUUCUCGGCCAUUGUCACCGCGGCAACCACCCAGCCCCUGGCAAAGCUCACACGCGACUUGAAUAGCCGUGCUGUGUAUCCUCAAGAUGGCCAAGUCUGUUGCAGGACUGAUGGAAAAAACUGCGUAAGCUUACCUCCCGUACACGGGACACCCUAGUUACUUCGAUUAUGCCAGCUAACCAACUAU
Molecule: messenger RNA, 376 nt
Organism: Colletotrichum navitas
Lineage: Eukaryota; Fungi; Ascomycota; Sordariomycetes; Glomerellales; Glomerellaceae
Exons: 1
Coding region: 98-346 (82 amino acids)
Source: RefSeq, a predicted model, not a curated record